UUAAAAUGUACUAUAACAAUUUUUUGUGACAUGUUCUUGUGUGUCAGUUGUAAUGUUUACUAAGUCUUAUUUUUUUAUUAUCAUUUGUUAUACGUUUGGUUAAAUGCUUUAAUUUGGAUAUCAAUUUAACAAAACUAAAGUACUUUUUUACUCAGGAAUAUUUACAAAAAUAAUCGAAACUUCCUAUUUACUAUAAAAAAUUAAAUAAAGUUGUAUCAGUUUUAUUACAUAUACAUAUAUACCUAAAAUUAGGCAUAGUUGAAAUUCUACAUUAAAUAUCAAUAAUAUCGUAAAACGUUAAACCUGGCCAACUCAUCUUCUCAUCAUGGAAGAAUUGGAGGGAUCUGAACUAGGAACGAAAGAAUAUUGGGACACUUCAUAUAAAAAUGAGCUUAAAAAUUAUAAAAGUCAUGGAGAUGUUGGGGAAAUUUGGUUUGAUGAAGAUUCGCAAUUACGAAUAUUAAAUUGGAUUCUAAAACAAAAUAUCAACACAAAUUCCAAAAUUAUAGACGUGGGUUGUGGUAAUGCUAUGUUUAUGAUAGAACUGGCGAGAGAAGGUUAUAAAUGUCUUACAGGAAUAGAUUAUUCUUAUAAUGCAAUUAAAUUGGGUACUUCAAUCGCAAAGGAUCAAAAUAUUGAUAUUGAUUUUCAUCUUAUUGAUAUGUUAAAUACUGACGAUGUGAAUAAGUUAGGAAAAUUUGAUAUUGUUCACGAUAAGGGAACCUAUGACGCUAUAAGUUUACAUCCUGAUAAUCCUAAGGUCAAGCGAGAGAAGUACAUUGAGAAUAUAUCAGCAAUUACUAAUCGAUCAGGAUUUUUUAUUAUAACUUCGUGUAAUUGGACAGAAACUGAAUUAAUAAAUACUUUUCAAUCGCAUUUUGCAAAAUUUUGUGCUAUUCCAACUCCAUCGUUUAAAUUUGGUGGUAAAGUUGGAAAUGUUGUAUCAUCAAUAGUUUUCUCACCUAAAGUCUUAUAAAAAUAUUGAAAUUAUAAAAAAAAUCAAAGA
Molecule: messenger RNA, 1006 nt
Organism: Condylostylus longicornis
Lineage: Eukaryota; Metazoa; Arthropoda; Insecta; Diptera; Dolichopodidae
Product: EEF1A lysine methyltransferase 2
Exons: 1
Coding region: 326-976 (216 amino acids)
Biological process (GO): peptidyl-lysine dimethylation; peptidyl-lysine monomethylation
Cellular component (GO): cytoplasm
Molecular function (GO): protein-lysine N-methyltransferase activity
Source: RefSeq, a predicted model, not a curated record